UGCGUGCGCGCUUCUGUGGUGUGACGUCGGCUCGUUUGGAGAGCGGAAGCGGUUGUUUAGUAGCCAAAAAGAGGAGGAGCGGAGUCUUGGUUUAGAGAGUGUUUGUGUUUUGUAACCACGAUUGGAAUAAGAAAAAAGACACUUCCCAGUACAACGCAAAGGGAGAGGGAACACAGAACCGGGGAGAGCUAUUUAUCAACAUGACUGUCCGUGUUUUCUGGUGAAGAAGUUGAUUUGAUGGUGGCGAGGAGAUGAGCCGAUUGGAGCUGGUGUCGGGCCUGAGCGGAGGAUCGAGGGACGGUGUUCAAGUCUGGGGGCUCCGGCAGUGAAUUCAAGAUUAAUACUAAAGGAUUGGAAAGCGUCUGCGGGGGAGGCACAAGCAAAUCCGAAAGAGAACUACUGUGUGUUUAAAUAUUUACUGUGCAAGAAAACGGGACCUGACAUGAUAAGUGUGUGAAGUGUACACCGUGAAUAAGAAGUCUUCAUACCCUCCUCCUCCUCCUCCUCCUCCUCCUCACAUCUAGCAAGGUGAGCUACGCCGGGUUCAAGGCGAGAGGACCCAGCCUGCACUGAAGGAGUGUUAUCAUGGUGCAGAAGUACCAGUCACCCGUUCGGGUGUACAAGCACCCUUUCGAGUUGGUCAUGGCGGCGUAUGAAAGAAGAUUCCCCACCUGCCCUCUGAUCCCCAUGUUCGUGGACAGCGACACUGUGAGCGAGUUCAAGAGUGAGGACGGGGCCGUGCACGUGAUAGAGAGGCGUUGCAAGCUGGACGUGGACGCGCCCAGGCUGCUAAAGAGGAUUGCCGGGGUGGACUACGUGUACUUUGUCCAGAAGAACUCCUUGAACAGAAGGGAGCGGACCCUGCAGAUAGAGGCCCACAAUGAAACCUUCUCCAGCAGAGUCAUCAUCAAGGAGUUCUGCUGUUACACUGUUCACCCGGAGAAUGAAGACUGGACUUGUUUUGAGCAGUCUGCAAGUCUGGAUAUCAAAUCUUUCUUUGGCUUUGAAAGCACUGUUGAAAAGAUUGCGAUGAAGCAAUAUGCCGGCAGUAUUAAAAAGGGCAAAGAGAUCAUUGAAUAUUACCUGAAGGAACUGGAAGAUGAGGGCGUUGCCUUCAUACCCCGCUGGAGUCCUGCUGUAGCUCCCCCUGCCCCAGUCAGCAUCACUGCUCAGCCAGAGCAUCCAGUGUCUGCAGCCAUCUCCAUCCCCGCCGCCUGCGCCAAGGAGAGCCACAGCAGCAAAGAGGCCCUCGGGGCACCUGGGAGCCCGGCGGAGCCCCUCACUGGCACUCCUGAUGACAAACUGGAUGCAGAUUACAUCAAGCGCUAUCUAGGAGAUCUGAUGCCUCUACAGGAAAGCUGCCUGAUCCGACUGCGGCAGUGGCUGCAGGAGACACACAAGGGCAAGAUUCCGAAGGACGAGCACAUCCUGCGCUUCCUGCGCGCCCGUGACUUCAACAUGGACAAGGCGAGGGAGAUCCUGUGCCAGUCCCUGACCUGGAGGAAGCAGCACCAGGUGGACUACCUGCUGGAGACGUGGAGCUCCCCGCAGGUGCUGCAAGACUACUACACUGGUGGCUGGCACCACCACGAUAAGGAUGGUCGCCCUCUCUAUGUGCUCCGUCUGGGACAGAUGGAUACCAAGGGACUAGUCCGGGCACUUGGGGAGGAGUCUCUGCUUCGGCAUGUCCUGUCAAUCAAUGAAGAAGGGCUGAGACGAUGCGAGGAAAAUACAAAAGUCUUCGGACGACCAAUAAGCUCCUGGACCUGCCUGGUGGACCUGGAAGGCCUCAAUAUGAGGCACCUGUGGCGGCCGGGCGUGAAGGCUCUGCUGCGGAUCAUCGAGGUGGUGGAAGCAAACUACCCUGAGACCCUGGGGCGCCUCCUCAUUCUCCGAGCACCGAGGGUCUUCCCUGUCCUCUGGACGCUGGUCAGUCCGUUCAUCGAUGAAAACACUCGCAAGAAGUUCCUCAUCUACGCGGGAAAUGACUACCAGGGUCCUGGAGGGCUGGUUGAUUACAUUGACAAAGAGAUAAUUCCUGACUUCCUGGGAGGAGACUGUAUGUGUGAAGUUCCAGAAGGGGGGGUCGUUCCCAAGGCUCUGUACCGGACAGCUGAGGAGCUGGAGACAGAAGAUAUCCGCCUCUGGACUGAUACCAUCUACCAGUCCGGCAGUGUCUUCAAGGGGUCUCCACAUGAGCUGCUGAUAGAAAUCAUUGAUGCCUCCUCUGUGAUCACCUGGGAUUUCGACGUGUGUAAAGGAGACAUUGUGUUUAACAUCUUCCACUCGAAGAGAGCCCCCCAGCCCCCCAAGAAGGACACGCUGGGUGCCCACAGCAUCACCUCCCCAGGGGGCAACAACGUGCAGCUCAUAGACAAGUCCUGGCAGCUGGGGCUCGACUACAGCAUGGUGGAGUCGCCUCUGAUCUGUAAGGAGGGGGAGAGCGUGCAGGGCUCCCACGUGACCAGGUGGCCUGGCUUCUACAUCCUGCAGUGGAAGUUCCACAACAUGCCUGCCUGCGCCACCACCAGCCUGCCCCGUGUGGACGACGUGCUGGCCACGCUGCAGGUCUCAUCGCAUAAGUGCAAAGUCAUGUACUACACAGAGGUGCUGGGCUCUGAGGACUUCCGAAAUGCUUGCUACGAUGUUGAGAGUUUGGGCUCCAUGACCAGUCUGGAGUCGAGCCACAGUGGCUUCUCCCAGCUCAGUGCUGCCACCACCUCCUCCAGCCAGUCCCACUGCAGCUCCAUGAUUUCCAGGUAGUGCUGCUGCCACCUCCUCCUCCAGCCAGUCCCACUGCAGCUCCAUGAUUUCCAGGCAGUGCUGCCACCUCCUCCUCCAGCCAGUCCCACUGCAGCUCCAUGAUUUCCAGGCAGUGCUGCCACCACCUCCUCCUCCAGCCAGUCCCACUGCAGCUCCAUGAUUUCCAGGCAGUGCUGCCACCACCUCCUCCUCCAGCCAGUCCCACUGCAGCUCCAUGAUUUCCAGGCAGUGCUGCCACCACCUCCUCCUCCAGCCAGUCCCACUGCAGCUCCAUGAUUUCCAGGCAGUGCUGCCACCUCCUCCUCCAGCCGGUCCCACUGCAGCUCCAUGAUUUCCAGGCAGUGCUGCCACCUCCUCCUCCAGCCGGUCCCACUGCAGCUCCAUGAUUUCCAGGUAGUGCUGCCACCUCCUCCUCCAGCCGGUCCCACUGCAGCUCCAUGAUUUCCAGGCAGUGCUGCCACCACCUCCUCCUCCAGCCGGUCCCACUGCAGCUCCAUGAUUUCCAGGCAGUGCUGCCACCACCUCCUCCAGCCGGUCCCACUGCAGCUCCAUGAUUUCCAGGCAGUGCUGCCUCCACCUCCUCCAGCCGGUCCCACUGCAGCUCCAUGAUUUCCAGGCAGUGCUGCCACCUCCUCCUCCAGCCGGUCCCACUGCAGCUCCAUGAUUUCCAGGUAGUGCUGCCACCUCCUCCUCCAGCCGGUCCCACUGCAGCUCCAUGAUUUCCAGGUAGUGCUGCCACCUCCUCCUCCAGCCGGUCCCACUGCAGCUCCAUGAUUUCCAGGCAGUGCUGCCACCUCCUCCUCCAGCCGGUCCCACUGCAGCUCCAUGAUUUCCAGGCAGUGCUGCCUCCACCUCCUCCAGCCGGUCCCACUGCAGCUCCAUGAUUUCCAGGCAGUGCUGCCACCACCUCCUCCAGCCAGUCCCACUGCAGCUCCAUGAUUUCCAGGCAGUGCUGCCACCACCUCCUCCAGCCGGUCCCACUGCAGCUCCAUGAUUUCCAGGUAGUGCUGGCCCUCUUCACCCACCAGCCUGUGCAGAGCCACAUAGGAGGAUCUACCUGCACAGAACCACAGAGGAACCUUCUAACUCCAGAAUGACACCCUUUGAUGAAACAGAUGGGAGUGGACACAUUGAAAGCCGAUCGCUGGACAGCUGGCUGCCUCAGUAACGAGUCGAUGACGUCGCGCAGUUAGCUGGGGAAUCUAGGUCAAGCUGGGUGGGGGGGCGGCAAUUAAAUAGCCAAAUUUCUUUCCAGAGCAAUAAGUCAUUUCUAGACAUGAUGUUAUAAAAGAGCAAGGAGGAUGUUUACUUCCUUUGCAUUUUGGGUGCUAUUUAAAAUAAUUUAAACAGGUUUUUAGAAAUGAAAUGAGUGUGUGGGGAGCAAAAAUACUUCAAUCUUUUAGGAAUCUCAUUAAUGUUAGAACUCCUUUUUUAUGACUAAUACACUCUUGUCUGGCUAAAUUCAGUAGAACUGCUUGGUGACUUUUUGCUUACCAGCAACGGCCUGGAAUGGCGUGGUAUAAAAGAUCUCUUAUUGAUGUUGUCUAGUCUCUAUUGGUUUCAUGUUCUAACUCUAGUGCAGUUAGUCUACUGAUUUACUUACUUUAGUACUGUGUCCAAAUGAAACUGUACCCAAAUGGAUCCCUAUAGUAACAUGUCAACUUCUAUGAAAUCACCAAUUUCUUUUUUAUUUGUAUGGUUAGCAGCAGAUUUAUGAAAUGUGCUGGGUCCCUUGCCUCUUCUGUUACAGCACUUACUGCCCACUUAAUAAAAUGUAAUGAGCUGAAUCCAUUCUCGUUCAGUAGAAGGUGUUGCAGUGUUGGGGUGAAUAAGGACUUGCCAUUGGUUACGGGACAAUGAAAUCGGCAAGAUUUGUGUUACCCAACAGGCACUGCUCACCCAAAUACAGAGCGAAUACAUAAAUGUUCAGUUUUCAGCCUUCUACAGUUGCGUUUCCAGACACUGAAACCUUUUCGAUUUGCUCUUGUCCUGUGAAGAGAGAGCUCAUUUUAAACAAGGCCAGAGUACAGCCCUGCUUUGAGAAGGGUCAGGCCCGGAUUCCUAGCUGGCUGGCCAGAGGGUUAGAAGUUACAAUGACGGGAUUUAUUUUCUAACAGUGCUUUUUUAACAGUGUAAAUGAAUCUAGUUUGAAGUGGGUAUUUUGUAAUUUAUAGACCAUUUGCAGUAAUUGGAUUUUUCUGUGAAGUGUAACUCCACACUUCAGGAGAAGCACCAUUGCAGUGCUUCUGUCUUCUGUGGAAACCUGUUCAUUAAAUAAGCAUUGUGCAGACUAUCUGAGAAACCUCUAGCAGUGCAUACUCCCUUCUCCUGAGCCUCUCUUCUGUCCUCUAGUUUUGCUGUUAGUAAAUCUGGCAGGUAAUUGUGCACUGGUGUAUCACUCAUGUAUGAAACACAUGAACAGCACUAGAAGGCUAGCCUGGAGCUCGCUCAGUUCAGACAGUGCUUGGGAGAUGAUAUGCUUUCUAAUAAUGACUUCAUGAGUGUUUGUUUGUUUGGUUUUUAUUUGGUGACUUGUUGUGCUUGUUUAGUCUAUAUCUGUGUCCUAGAGGGGGGUGCAUUGCUGUGCAGGGGAGGCUCAUUCAGUGCCCUGUCAUACAGAAUCUGCAUAGAUGUUGAGUGUGUGUAUCAUCAGACAGAGCACAGCUGUCACUCCACGCCUCAUUGGACUCUGUUGAUGGUGUCGUUUUCUCCCAGUGCACCAGGAUGCAUUCUCCCCAGAUAUCCUUCAACCUGAGGGCUGCUGUGUGUGUCUCCAUUUCAGAACUGUCUUGCUUGUGUUGCUGUAUUGCAUAUCAACAUCUCCUGAGGAUUUAUUAAUAUAUUCAUACUUUGUUUGAAUUAAUAUACACAAAUAGCCUUUAAAUAUUUUUAAAACCAUUAAACUUGAAUUCUAAAAAAGAA
Acipenser ruthenus (sterlet) is the source of this 5685-nucleotide messenger RNA. RefSeq names its product SEC14-like protein 1. The transcript has 17 exons. The record is from RefSeq and is a predicted model, not a curated record. Gene Ontology annotation, cellular component: cytosol; cytoplasm. The coding region runs from base 586 to 2763 and encodes 725 amino acids. Gene Ontology annotation, biological process: negative regulation of RIG-I signaling pathway. Lineage: Eukaryota; Metazoa; Chordata; Actinopteri; Acipenseriformes; Acipenseridae. Gene Ontology annotation, molecular function: RIG-I binding.